UCAUGGCGACAGUGGUCCAACCGCUCACUCUGGAUCGAGAUGUUGCCAGGGCUAUCGAGCUGCUGGAGAAGCUGCAGGAGUCGGGUGACGUGCCCGGUCACAAGCUCCAGUCUCUGAAGAAGGUGCUUCAGAGUGAGUUCUGCACAGCUAUCAGAGAGGUGUACCAGUACAUGCAUGAAACAAUUACAGUGAAUGGCUGUCCAGAGUACCAGGCGAGGGCCACAGCUAAGGCCACAGUGGCGGCCUUCGCAGCCAGCGAGGGUCACUCUCACCCGCGGGUGGUGGAGCUACCCAAGACGGAGGAAGGCCUGGGCUUCAACGUGAUGGGCGGCAAAGAACAGAACUCGCCCAUCUACAUCUCCCGCAUCAUUCCCGGAGGCGUGGCUGAGAGGCACGGCGGCCUAAAGCGAGGGGACCAGCUCCUGUCCGUCAACGGCGUGAGCGUGGAGGGAGAGCAUCACGAGAAGGCGGUGGAGCUGCUGAAGGCGGCCAAGGACAGUGUGAAGCUGGUGGUUCGCUACACCCCCAAAGUGUUGGAGGAGAUGGAGGCUCGCUUCGAGAAGCUCCGCACGGCCCGGCGGCGCCAGCAGCAGCAGCUCCUCAUGCAGCAGCAGCAACAGCAGAACCUGUCCUCUCAGCAGAACCACAUGUCGUAGUGUACCAACAGUUACUGAGCAAAAACAAAGAGAGCCGUGUGUCCCGACAUUGGUGCUUUGAGGGAGGCGAGCGCUGACGGUCGUCCAUUUUAACUUUGUAUUCCCUUUUAUAAGUUGUUCCCCUCCGAUUGUGACUCUUACUGAAACUCUUGUGUUCGUUGUUUUGUUUACAGUCACCCAUUUUUGAUUGCUUACUGACAUCCAUUGGCACCUUCGCCAUUUUGCCAUAGAUAUCAUUUGUACAGUGGUGUUUCUAUUGAUUCUUCAACUGGUGCUUGUGUCUCUGUAUGAAUGACCAUUGAUUUCUUUCUUUCUUCUUUUUUUUCUGGGUCAAAUUCGUCCUGUUUUGGAUAAACGUGAACUCUUUUUUACCUUCUAUAUUGUAGCAAGAAAAAAGGUUUUUUAUCUUGUAGAUUUAGCAAUAACAGACAUUCUUCAGUUUUUCAUUUUCAUUUGACUAAAUUCACAGUAGAUGCAGAGUUUACGGGACGGGUGCAACAUGUAAAUCACUGUAAAGCAAUCUGGUUUUUCCAUGCACUGUAAGGCAGCUUCUAAAGAGUCCAGAUCUAUCCUUCUAUGCCAUUUAAAUAGAUUACUGACGUACAAGGUGGCAUGUACAAUUAAUGUGCAAUAAUUAGCCGACUUCAUACGCUUCUCCCAGCUGAGAUUUAUCCAGAAGAUAUAUAGUAACAAAGAGGUUCAGAUCAAUCCUCAGAAAUAUUAUCCGUGUCCUACAAGCAGAAUGAAUUAAAUCUAAAUACGCUAGAUUUAUGUUUAUAUUUCAGACUUUUCUAUUUUAUAGUUUAUGAGAUGAGAGAUUUAACAUAAAGUUUUAUUGUUCCUUUAAAAUAUUAUUACGUAUUCCUUCUAAAACAUGCAGAUUAUUAUUUAAGAUAUAUUAGUUGUAUAACUAGCACAUAGUUUAUGUGAAUCUGUUUUCUCUUUAGACAAUCAUUGUGAGCUACGAUGAGACUGAGUACAAUGUUUUAGCUUCUUUUUGUUUUCCUUCUGUACCUGUAAGGGAAAUCUGUUUUCUCUGAGCCUGGGUUAAAGUGGUGAUCUGCCAGGCCUGUGUUCACUCCAUCUUUGGUGCUAAGUGCUCCUUGUUGUUUUUUUUCUUUUCUUAUCGCUAUUGCCAGAAAUCGCUUUGUGUUUCUUUAUACCGUCUCGUGUUUUCUUUUGAUUCGUCCUCAUUUUCCGUAGGAGGCACUCUUCUCUUUGUUCCACCAUUCAGACUCUCACCCUCAGGCCAUUCUUCUUCUCUUUAUCCGAAGCAAACCAAAAAACAAAACAAAAAAAAAAAAAAAAAACGCAUAAUUGUUUCUUGUAUGCCAGAGGAUUUUAUUUUAUUUUAUUUUAUUUUUUCCCUCCGAGGAGCGACCAGAACAGCAAAUGAAAAGUUGUUAAGCUGCAUUUUCAUAAAAAAUGUUGUGGAUUAUUUAUUUUGCAUCACAGAUUUAUUGUUGAUGUAAAGAUUCAUUUUUACUUUUUUAUCUGUUCUGAUCUACAUUAUACAUCCGAUCACACAAGCCCAGCAGAGCAGACGUCUUCUACAUGCAUAUUACGUGCCACGCUGCCAGAUAUCGUCAUUUCCUAAAUAACCUGUCAGCACUUUAAGGUCACUUAAUGCUGAAGCUUUUAUAUUAGGUGACUUUAAGGCUCAGGUUUUACAGGAUAUUCAGAAGUUUUUGUCCCUCACUCAAUCGUCAAGCAGAACAUCGACAUACGACAGAUCCCUUUUUGUAUCUUUAAAUCACAGGUACUCUUUCUUAAUUGACUUGCAUUUUUGAAGCUGAUGGUCCUGUACUUACCGUAAAGAUUUAAAAAAAAGAAAAGGAAAAAAAAAAAGACAACAAAUGUUGAUAUGCAAUUGUUAUACAUACUAUAUUUGUAUAAAUAA
This is a messenger RNA of Seriola dumerili (greater amberjack), 2556 nucleotides long. RefSeq names its product lin-7 homolog A, crumbs cell polarity complex component (gene lin7a). Gene Ontology annotation, molecular function: L27 domain binding. Gene Ontology annotation, biological process: neurotransmitter secretion; protein localization to basolateral plasma membrane; maintenance of epithelial cell apical/basal polarity. The transcript is spliced from 6 exons. Bases 3 to 656 code for a protein of 217 amino acids. Gene Ontology annotation, cellular component: MPP7-DLG1-LIN7 complex; cell-cell junction; basolateral plasma membrane. The record is from RefSeq and is a predicted model, not a curated record. Lineage: Eukaryota; Metazoa; Chordata; Actinopteri; Carangiformes; Carangidae.